This is a messenger RNA of Scophthalmus maximus (turbot), 6610 nucleotides long. It is a transcript of the gene btbd7, whose product is annotated as BTB (POZ) domain containing 7. Bases 542 to 3913 code for a protein of 1123 amino acids. The transcript has 11 exons. The record is from RefSeq and is a predicted model, not a curated record. Lineage: Eukaryota; Metazoa; Chordata; Actinopteri; Pleuronectiformes; Scophthalmidae. Gene Ontology annotation, biological process: morphogenesis of a branching epithelium. Gene Ontology annotation, molecular function: protein binding.
AUCCACACCAGCAUCGAAUGGGUAGCGUUGGGAUAGGCCAUAACAACCACCCAGCAAGGCGUUGUGCUACUAUGUGGGGAAAUACCGAAUCGAACCGAGAGUAAAAGAAAAAAACCGUUCUUGUUUAGUUUUCAGUCGAGCUAGAUGCCGAAAAUAUCCGGCCGAAAGUCGACGCAAGUGGAAACGCUCGCGCACUGGAGAUCAAAUGUGGACGCUGACGUCGAGCCGUGCGUAAUGAGCAGAGUUGGAAAAAGAAGGUGUUGAGCCGCAUUUCUUCUUCUUCUUCUUCUUCCUUUUCCUUCUGUCUGCCAGGGACAAGUUGGGCUCGAGACGGGACUCACACGGCGAGGGGAGCCCGGGAGCAGCCGCGGCCUCCGAGCUCUCCACUCUCUGGCAUGGCAGGCUGGGCCUGGGGCUCUGAGGAUGCUUCAGUGGAUCAGUGCCUGACCCUCCACUAAAGGAAUCGAGAGGAAUACGUUGUCUGAGCAGAAUGACUCAGCAAGAGGGGGGACCCCCACAUAGCAAGUGAAGAGAAGUGAGGAUGGGUGCCAAUGGGUCCAGCUAUCCACACUCAUGCUCCCCACGCACAGGGGGGAAUGCACAGGCACAGCAGACAUUCAUAGGGACCUCAUCCUACUCUCAGCAGGGGUAUGGCUGGGAGUCCAAGCUAUACAGCCUGGAGCACGGCCAUGAGCGGCCCGCGGACAGGAAGAAGAAGAGCCUUGGUCUAGCAACCCUUAAACGGAGGUUCAUCAAAAGGAGGAAGUCCAGCCGCUCAGCAGAUCAUGCGCGGCAGAUGCGGGAACUUUUGUCAGGAUGGGACGUCCGUGACACAAAGGCCCUGGUGGAGGAGUAUGAGGGCACAGCAGCCCUCAAGGAGCUGAGCUUCCAGGCCAGCCUGGCACGUGCCGAGGCCCCCAACUUGCAGCGGGAUCUCGCUGCCCUCUACCAGCACAAGUACUGCACAGAUGUGGACCUCAUCUUCCAAGGUACUUGCUUCCCAGCUCACAGGGCCAUCCUGGCCGCCCGCUGCCCCUUUUUCAAGUCUCUGCUGUCCUCUUCCCCUGGCUACGGAGCAGAGGUUCUCAUGGAUGUUGAGACAGCUGGCAUUGAUGUGCCGAUGUUCUCCGCCCUGCUUCAUUACCUGUACACUGGGGAGUUUGGGGUGGGCGGAGCAGAGGAUACCAGGCUUCAGAAUGUGGAUGUGCUGGUGCAGCUCAGCGAGGAGUUCGGUACGCCCAAUUCACUGGAGGCUGAUAUGAAGGGCUUGUUUGACUACAUGUGUUACUAUGAUGCUCUGCUCAGCUUCUCCUCAGACUCUGAGAUGGUGGAGAGCUGUAAUGAGAGAGGGGCUGUGGCUGCUGCACCAACAGGGGGCUCAGCAGGCAAUGGGGGGCCCAGGACCCCGGAUGAGGACCUUAGGGCACACAAGGCAAUCCUUUCGGCACGCUCCCCUUUCUUUAGAAACCUUUUGCAGAGACGCAUCCGCACAGGAGAGGAAAUGACAGAGCGCACAUUACAGACACCCACCCGCAUAGUGCUGGACGAGUCCAUCAUCCCACGGAAAUAUGUGCAGGUUAUUCUCCACUGCAUGUACACAGACGUGGUGGAGCUUGGCUUAGUGCUGCGGGGCAGCCCCUCAGCAAGUAGCCUUGGGGAGGUGCAAGCCCUUGUAUCCGGAGGCCGUGGGGCCAGCACACGCACCGAGGAGGCCAUGGAGCUGUACCACAUCGCUCUGUUCUUGGAGUUCAGUAUGCUGGCUCAAGGUUGUGAGGACAUAGUCGUGGAAAGCUUGUCUCUGGACUCACUCGUCCCCAUCCUGAAGUGGAGCUCCCAACCGUACGGCUCCAAAUGGGUCCACAGGCAGGCCAUGCACUUCCUCUGUGAAGAGUUCAGUCAGGUUGUCUCUUCGGAUGUACUCUACGAGCUCAGUAAAGAGCACCUUCUCAGUGCAAUUCAGUCUGACUACCUGCAGGCGAGUGAACAGGACAUUCUGAAGUAUGUUGUUAAGUGGGGCGAGCAGCAGCUUAUUAAGAGGAUGGCAGACAGGGAGCCCAACCUGUUGAGCGGCACAGCUCACAGCGUAAACAAGAGGGGAGUGAAGAGAAGAGACCUGGAUGUGGAGGAGCUAAGAGAGAUCCUGUCUCCCCUGCUGCCCUUCAUCCGAACUGAGCACAUCUUACCUCCGAACAGUGACGUCCUUGCUGAUGCGCUUAAAAGAGGGUUGAUAAGCACCCCUCCCUCAGACAUGCUGCCCAUGGCUGAGGGGGGAAAAGCCAAUGCCUGGUUACGGCAGAAGAACGCCGGCAUCUAUGUGCGUCCCCGCCUCUUCUCUCCUUAUUUGGAGGAGGCUAAGUCUGUACUCGAUGAAAUAAUGGUGGAGCAGACAGACCUGGUGCGCUUGCGACUAGUGCGCAUGUCCAAUGUCCCAGACACACUCUACAUGGUCAACAAUGCUGUGCCUCAGUGCUGUCACAUGAUCAACCACCAGCAAAUGGCAGGGAAUUCAACAACUGCUCCGUCGGUUGUGGCCAAUGAGAUUCCAGUGCCUCAGCUGUCCGUGGUGAAGGAGAUGAUCCGGAGGCUGCUGGAGCUGCGGCACACAGAGCAGGUCCAGAGAGCAUACGCCCUCAACUGUGGUGAAGGAGCGACCGUCAGCUAUGAGCUGCAGCUGCGGGUGCUCAGGGAGUUUGGUCUGGCAGACGGAGCCACUGAGUUACUGCAGAACCCGUACAAGUUCUUCCCUGACGAACGGUUUGGUGACGAGAGUCCAAUUCUUGCUCUGCGCCAGGUGGGUCGUUGUCGGGUAAACAGCAGCCCAGCCAUGGAUAGCAUGUUCACAGAGCUGGAAGGGGUAGCUGGCUUCCACCCACCCUUACCUCCUCCACCUCCCCCGUACCACCCCCCUGCCACACCCAGCCAUGCUCAGCUCAAGGGUGCUUGGCGACCCCGUGUGCCCAUGCCGACCCCCACCCGUUCCUUCUCCUAUCCCUGCAACCGCACCCUGAUACAACGCCAUGCAGCCGCCAAGCAUGGCAGCUCAGAGUACUCCUCUGUGCCCAGGCCCCAGCCCACAGACUGCACCAACCCGCAGGCCAUGGGCCGAGCUUUGCUUUCAGACCAGCAAGUGGUGAGUAUGAGCAUGGAGCCUGUUAUGAGGGAGUUCAUGCCCGACAUUGCGCUGGGUGUCUCAGUCAUGUCCCUGAGGGAACAGCACAUGGUAGAGAUGGACAGAGAUGGCCCUCACAGCCCCAUGGGCCCUUCAGGCCACCAUCUGCCCCAUGGGCCCUGCCCUUCUGUCCGCCUCAGCCACGGCCACGGUCCUGGACACGGCCACACCUGCAAGAGACAUGCUCCUGAACCCAAGCUGGAGGCUCAAGCAGAGUUCCCUGACCUGUACGACUUUUCCUGCCGACCUGCAACCCCGACCUCCAGUCACCCUCUGCCCUCCUUUGCAGGACCAGACCUCUACAGCCACAGCUGCAACCCCUCCAGCUCCUAUCCAGCCCCUUACAUUUCUGACUCUCAGCCCCAAGGCCACAUGCAAGGACGGACGGCCCCAGACCCUCUACGUCUGGAUGUCCUCAGUAUGACUUCUCAGAGGCAUGAUGGAGUCCUUGUCAGUCCUUCUGGGGCCCAGCCUAGGAUGGGACAUAUCCCAAGGGGGCGAUCAAAUGAGACAGACCUGACUCAUGGCUUAGGCCAUUUACGGUCCCCCAGUGGAAACAUGGACAGCUAUGAGGAGAGGCACAUAGGACCUAGAGAUGCCCCAGAGGACAUGGUUUUAUCUGGAGAAUCAUCAGGCCCGAGCCCCCUCCAGCAGCCUCACAGGAACAGUGUCACGGACGAGAUCGCCAGAGACCGCAGGUCACCCAGCAAGCCUGACUACCCUUAUAAGAAAUCUGCACUUUAACCCCAGUUGAGGGCCAGGGGUUGAGUUGAGAAAAGGGAAAAAAGUGAUGAGUGGCUGUCCAUCAUUAUGGACGGCAAAGCACUAAAUGUGUGCCUGCAUAUACUGUGUGUGUGUGUGUGUGUGUGUGUGUGUGUGUGUGUGUGUGUGUGUGUGUGUGUGUGUGUGUGUGUGUGUGUGUGUGUGUGUGUGUGUGUGUGUGUGUGUGUGUGUGUGUGUGUGUGUGUGUGUGUGUGUGUGACAGGAACAAGGUCAAUGGUUGCUAUUUAUAGGAUCCUUUCUUUUGUCCUACCUCGAUCACACUGUGCCAUCCAUCACACAGUCAGAGUAUGGAAGGAGUAAGAGCUGUAAGUUAACUGUCAAUGCUUGUAAAUGAUCUCGGCAAGCUUCCCUAGUCCUGCUGGUUUAGUGGAUGAUUCGGGCUCUACUGGGAUGGAUUGAUCUCUUUGAGUUGGAUUGUAAAGCAAGUUUGGCUCUGUACUGUGUGAAUCCUGCAUGAGGAGGUCACAACACUAGAUGUAGCUCAGUUAUGAACCAAUGGUUAAACAAAGACCGCAUUCAUUAGCUCUGCUGUCUCUUGAUUAUUUUCAGCACAGAAUGGGGAGAUGGCUGGAUUGGAAUCUCCGUUUACACAAGCGAACAAUGGCACACAGUCUAGGACAGAGUAUAAUGAUAAAACGAUAUGUAAAUACGUUUCUGGCUGUACUCUUUUCCUCCCAUGACUUGUAUUUCCAUUCCUUCCUGUAGCAUGCCUAUAGCAACCCACCUGACUAGUUUUCCCCUCCUGGCCAUGGUUCUGCAGUGCUGAUGAGUAAUGGGCCGAGGCUUGGUCACACAAAGCAGGAAUUGGAUCCGACAGGAAGUAGGUCAUCAGAGCUCGUCAUUCUCCAGUAACCCUGUCUGAUAAUUGUGUCAGGCUUCAACUAUCACAGCCUCUCGGUGUCUAGCUUAGAGGCAGAAGCCCUGUGUUUUUUUCUGAGUGAGGGAGGGGGGCGGAUGGGUUCAUUACUGAGAUACAGUAGAAAAUAUUGGGGUGCCAUGGCAACUGACGCACAGUUAUCAAACGGCGUAUCGGGGGAUUUGUCGGUUCUGCAGCUGGAACAGGUGAUUGUGCGUGUGUGUGCGUGUGCGAGGAUAACUUUAAUACACAGGUGUUUAAGACAAUCUCAGUAAUGUACACUCCCAACUUUAGUCAGGUCUGUUUGUACAUAUCAGAGAGUCUGAGAUGAUUAACCAGUCUUGAGCACAGAGUGGUGGUCAGUGUGCAAGAGCUCCCUCUGGUUCUGUUUAACCCAAUAGGAUGGGGUAAUCGAAUCAAAAGCCUUAACCAGUGCGUGUUUCAGCUACCUUGAGUCAACUAAGUAUGAUGUCAUUAUAUCGCAGCCCCUGUUAACUGCUCGUUUGACUGUUCUGUUCACUGCGGACACGUUCACUGCAGCUGAUCUUGGGUGGUGGAGGUAGAUUUAACUAAAUCCAAAUGCGAAAAAAACAUGUAUACACACACACACACACUCCAGGCCUCCCAUCUCAUCGCCUCAUGGGAGGUUGUGGACCAGCACGGUCAGUGUUGAUGCUAUUAAAUAUACUGUUAAAGAGCCACAGCAGCUGUAGCUCCACAACCCUGCAAGUACACACAUAAAAGCCUGUUACAGCCAACAGCUGGCACACAACCUCACAUACGCGCAAAUCGUUGCACUGUAGGAGCCACCUGUUUAUUAGCUGAAGGGAAAAGGAACAAAUGAAUUUCGAACAAAAAAGGAAUCUUAUAUUGAAGAAAAGUUUUGGCGAUUGCAGGCUCACAUCUCCAAUAGAAAUUGUAUAUAAUGAAUUUGAGUUUCACAUGUUCUGAUGAAUUUUUAAUGGUUUCUAUCACAUUUUAGUGGUCGUCGAAGGUUUGUGUUUUUACUGUAGUGGACAACACUGUGUACUUGUCUCUGUCAUGAAAUCUCACUCAGAAUGUGUGGUAUAAAACAAAAGGAUUGUGUCUCAAACUAUUCCGUUCUUAAAUGUUGCGCAUUUAGAGAAGUCUGUUCAAUAUUGUAGGUGGUGUGGAUUACCAUGUUGUAGAGGGGUUUUUUUUCUUCUUUUUUUUCUUCCCUUGUUUCCCUUGACUUUAAAAGUAACAGGAAUAUGUAGAGGAUCUGAGGAUAUUAGCACUCUGCUUAGCAGUGAAGAAGUUGCCAAGCAGAAAAAUUAUUUUUCCAUCUUGGUUGCUUCAUUGGGAAAAAAUGCAAAACUCCAAGAUUCCUCCCCAUGUUCAUGUUGGGUAGUUGUUUUAUUUUCCAGGACAAUGUUCCAUUGGAUAAAAGUCCUUGUUUUGCUCUUUGCUGUAGAAAAGUCAGUGCCUUCCCCGCCUGUGGCUGGGCUUUUAUUGGAGAAGUGACUUUGAUGUCUAUGCAAGCCCUUUUCUACCAGCUUACCAGCCUGCAUCAAAUAGUUCUUUGAAAUCUCAUGUAGCUCGUUUUGUGUACAGUGUUAUUUAGCACCUUUUGGAAAUUGAACCAUCUUUAAUGUGUGAUUGCUUGUGUUGAAUUAUAACAGGUACAUUGUACUUGUAUGGUAUCUUAUAAAACAUGUUUGUAGAUUAAUAUUAAGUUGCAUUUAGUUUCACUGAAUCUAUUUUUCUACUGUCGCCUCAAACGGUGCAUAACAGUGGUCAACUUGGGCAUCCUCAAAAUAAACUGGUUUGAUAUUAAGGAA